AUGCCGCCGAAACAGCAACCGAGUAAGAAGGCAGAGCAAAAGAAGAAGGAGAAGAUCAUCGAGGACAAGACCUUUGGUAUGAAGAAUAAGAAAGGGGCACAAAAUCAGAAAUACGUCCAACAAAUUCAAAAUCAGAUCCGAAACAACAACACCCGUCUGGAUCUGAUCAAGGCUGCUGAGGCGAAGAAGAAGAAGGAGAUGGACGAAUUACGAGAUGUUACAAAGCUUAUCAAGCCUGUGGAGCAGAAAGUGCAAAGAGGUCCUUCUGCGGUCAUACCCUUUAUUCUUUUACGUCUCUUGGUGACCCUGAGACCGACCAUACGCUUUGACAAUUGCUCCAACUUUCAGGUCUGUAAAUACUUCCUCCAAGCUGUUGAGGAGAGCAAAUACGGGUGGUUUUGGGAAUGUCCCAAUGGUGGAGAAAAGUGUCAAUACAGGCAUUGUCUUCCGGAAGGAUACGUACUGAAGAAGGAUAGGAAGAAGAUGGAGGAGCAAGAUAAAGAGAAUCGAAUAAGUCUCGAAGAGCUGAUUGAGAAAGAGGUGAAGCGUUCGCCUUUGUACUCGCUAAGAGCUGCUCUGUCGUCGAAAAAUCUAACGAAGGUCACUCUCCAGUCUUUCGUUGCAUGGAAGAAGAGGAAAUUAAGAGAGAAGAAGCAGAAAGAAGCCGAUGAAGAAAAGGCGAAGAAGGACAAGAUCAAGGCCGGAAAGGCUUUGGGUAUGAGUGGUCGUGACUUGUUCACUUUCAAUGCCGAUGCUUGUGUUGAUGAUGAAGACGCCGAAGAUGUGGAGUUCGAGAAGGAGGAGGUUGACCCCGAUGAAAGAGUGUUCGAGAUUGACAACAGUUUCUUCAAAUUCGGAGGUAUGGAUGACGAUUUGGAUAACGAUGGAGCGGCACCUGUGGAGGGUGUCGCUGGUGCCGAUGGAUUAGCUGCAGGUGUUGGUUCUAUAGCUAUCAAUGAGGAACUGUUUGACGUUGAUGAAGGACUGGAAGGGCUAACGUCGGAUGAGGACGAACCAGCCGCCUCGCAGCUUGUGAGCUGA
This is a messenger RNA of Cooperia oncophora, 1041 nucleotides long. The record is from the annotation of a GenBank genome assembly. NCBI's taxonomy places the organism in Eukaryota, Metazoa, Nematoda, Chromadorea, Rhabditida, Trichostrongylidae.